CCACAAGCCACUCCAUCGUGUUUGAAGACUCCUACAGCAAGCAAAGCCACGCAGAACAGGACACAGACACAACAAACACUACAGAGGAACCCAAGAAGAGACGGAGAGUGGGAAGCUAGCCAGCAGGCAACCAGAUGAAGGGAGAGAGACCCCGCACACUGAGUCUGAGCACCACCACGGCUGAUAAACUUAGGGAUGGGGUGCAGAAAGCGGUGAUGAAGCCUCAGUCUGUUCCUCGCACCUUCCUCUACAUCCAGCCCUCCAACAUCAUCAUCUCCCUGGAGGGCAAAGUGAAGGUGGGUGACUUCAGCCUGGUCACCACCAUCGCGGAGGAGGAGGAGCAGCAGGCUGCCUACACGCCUGCCACACACCUGCAGAGGUUCCCCGCUGAACACACGCAUACUCAUCGUGGUGGGAUUCGCCUCCACAUGAGUCCAGAGCAGGUGAGUGGGCAGGUGUACGACUACAAGGUGGACGUCUACUCACUGGGCCUGGUGUUCUUUGAGAUGCUGGUGCCCUUUGGGACGGGCAUGGAGCGCCUGGCCGUCAUGACGCGGCUCAAGGAGGAGCUGCUCUUCCCUCCAAAGUUUGAGGACAACUUCCCUGAUGAGGUGAGACAGAUGGGAGGAAUUGGUGAGGUGAAGCUGUUUUGUUUGUGUUUUUGAUGUAACUUUUUGAAAACAGCAACUUGU
Molecule: messenger RNA, 692 nt
Organism: Scylla paramamosain (green mud crab)
Lineage: Eukaryota; Metazoa; Arthropoda; Malacostraca; Decapoda; Portunidae
Product: eukaryotic translation initiation factor 2-alpha kinase 3-like
Exons: 3
Coding region: 135-665 (176 amino acids)
Biological process (GO): protein phosphorylation
Cellular component (GO): nucleus; cytoplasm
Molecular function (GO): ATP binding; eukaryotic translation initiation factor 2alpha kinase activity
Source: RefSeq, a predicted model, not a curated record